AUGGCUCUUAUACUUAAUGGCAAUCAAUUGGAGGGACCAUUACCGCCAUCAUUGAAUAAUUGUAUCCUUUUGGAAAUCCUAGAUGUGGGGAAUAACAUGAUUAAUGAAACCUUCCCCAACUGGCUAGAAAAUCUUCCAUACCUUGAAGUUAUUAUUUUGAGAUCUAAUCGAUUUCAUGGUCCCAUUGACAAUUCCAGUGCAACAUUUCUCUUCCCUGAGUUGAGAAUACUCGACCUUUCCCACAAUCAAUUUACUGGUCCUUUGCCAGUAAAUUAUUUUAACAAUUUUGUGGCUAUGAUGCCUUCGUCCAUGGAUGAUGUCGAAGUCGGAUAUAUGGAGUAUUUUGAUGGCCAAUAUUAUUCAGUAACUUUGUCUAUCAAAGGAGUUGAGAGGGACAUAGAUAGGAUUCUAACCAUUCUCACAACCAUAGAUUUGUCCGACAACUUGUUUCGAGGACCAAUUCCAGAGGUGAUUGGAAAGCUACAGUCACUCAUACUGCUCAACUUCUCUCACAAUAGCUUAACUGGUGAUAUACCGUUGUCAUUGGCAAAUUUGACACAACUUGAAGCAUUAGAUCUCUCUUACAACAAGCUCGUUGGAAAUAUUCCAAUGCAAUUGACAAGUCUAACUUUUCUUUCAGUGCUAAACUUAUCAUACAAUCAGCUUGUGGGACCUAUACCUCAAAGAAAGCAAUUUGAUACAUUUCCAAACGAUUCCUUUAUUGAAAACUUGGGUUUGUGUGGAUUAACAUUGUCAAAAAGAUGCGGCAAUGAUAAGGCACCAACUCCAACACCAUCAAUAGUCCUUAAAGAAAACAAUGCUUUCAAGACAACCACAAUGGUUUGUGAGAUUGAUCGAAAGAGAGGGUCCAAAAAAUGUGAGAAGGCUGAAUAG
Messenger RNA from Pistacia vera, 894 nucleotides. RefSeq names its product receptor-like protein 9DC3. Bases 1 to 894 code for a protein of 297 amino acids. NCBI's taxonomy places the organism in Eukaryota, Viridiplantae, Streptophyta, Magnoliopsida, Sapindales, Anacardiaceae. The transcript is spliced from 2 exons. The record is from RefSeq and is a predicted model, not a curated record. Gene Ontology annotation, molecular function: protein binding.